GGAGCCGCCCAGCGCGCUGACGUCAGACGGCGGUCACGUGCCGGGGUGCCCCUCAUUGCUGAUUGGGGAGACCCCUCUCCCGCGCAGCGUGAACAGCCGCGCAUGCGCAGCGCCGCCUUCUCUGCCGACCGUUAGCCGUGUCUCCGCUAAAACACAGGAACUAUGGAUGACAACCUUGAUUUCACCACUGGCGAUGCUGGAGCAUCUUCCACGUUUCCUAUGCAGUGCUCCGCUCUGCGAAAGAAUGGAUACGUGGUUCUGAGAGGGCGUCCCUGCAGGAUUGUUGAAAUGUCAACAUCCAAGACUGGCAAGCAUGGGCACGCUAAGGUUCACAUGGUUGGCCUUGAUAUAUUCAAUUCAAGGAAGUAUGAAGAUGUCUGCCCCUCUACCCAUAAUGUGGAUGUUCCCACUGUUAAGAGAAAUGAUUAUCAGUUGAUUGGAAUUACAGAUGGCUACCUCUCUCUGAUGACGGAUAAUGGUGAGGUGCGUGAGGAUCUUAAGGUGGCGGAAGGUGAUUUGGGAAAGGAAAUACAAAAUAGAUACGAAGCCGGAGAUGAUGUAAUGAUCACUGUUCAGCACGCCAUGAACCUUGAGGCUGCCGUUGCCGUCAAGCUCAUGGCCAAACAGUAAACUGGCAUCGGGAAGCCAGUACUGACCACUCAGGCCAAAAUCUUGGAUCUAAAUUGGAUUAAUUAUUGCCAAAGCAAUGGCCUUCACAACACGACCUAAUUUACUUCAAAUUAUUUUGCAGACUGUGCCAGGCAGAUCUGCCCUAUCAGCUCUCCCCCCUGUCGUCUCUGCGGGCUGAUUGGCAUUGUACUAAAUCACGGCUGUUGGUGCUCCCAAAUAAAAGCUUGAUGUAAAGUU
Leucoraja erinaceus (little skate) is the source of this 867-nucleotide messenger RNA. RefSeq names its product eukaryotic translation initiation factor 5A-1-like. Gene Ontology annotation, biological process: positive regulation of translational elongation; positive regulation of translational termination. The coding region runs from base 163 to 630 and encodes 155 amino acids. The record is from RefSeq and is a predicted model, not a curated record. Gene Ontology annotation, molecular function: RNA binding; ribosome binding; translation elongation factor activity. The transcript has 5 exons. NCBI's taxonomy places the organism in Eukaryota, Metazoa, Chordata, Chondrichthyes, Rajiformes, Rajidae.